GUGAGUGAGUGUGAGUGCGGCUGGGGUGGUGGCCGUUACGUUCGGGGCAACGGCUACGGCAGUGGAGAAGUAAGAAGAGAAACAACGUCCGGCGCUUCCGCUUUUGCUUAGGAAGAGAAGGAGGAGCUGGUAGGGAAAGGAAAGUAGUUCGCGCUGGGCCUGGACCGGAUCGAGUCGGGCCGGUUGGGGUCUGGGUUAUGAGCCUUUGAGGGUCGCUUGGGACGCGGGAGCGAGACUCAAGAGCCAAGAGCUAUGUCUCAGCCACCGCCGCCGCCUCCGCUGCCGCCGCCGCCGCCUCCCCCCGAGGCUCCGCACAGUCCGUCGUUCGUGGCGGCGGCGGCAGCCGCUCCAGGGGGGCUCUCCAAGAGGAGAGACCGGAGAAUCCUUUCCGGGAGCUGCCCGGAUCCCAAGUGUCAGGCGCGCCUGUUCUUCCCGGCCUCCGGUUCUGUCAGCAUCGAGUGUACCGAGUGCGGACAGCGGCACGAGCAACACCAGCUGCAGGGGGUGGAGGAGGUGACCGACCCGGACGUAGUACUGCACAACCUGCUGCGGAACGCGCUGCUCGGGGUGACGGGGGCGCCCAAGAAGAACACGGAACUGGUAAAGGUGAUGGGCCUCUCUAACUACCACUGUAAAUUGUUGUCGCCCAUAUUGGCUCGCUAUGGAAUGGACAAACAGACAGGUCGGGCUAAGCUGCUCCGGGACAUGAACCAGGGCGAACUGUUCGAUUGCGCUUUACUGGGCGACCGUGCCUUCCUCAUAGAGCCAGAGCAUGUGAACACGGUGGGCUACGGCAAGGACCGUUCCGGGAGCCUCCUCUAUUUGCAUGACACUCUUGAGGAUAUCAAGCGGGCCAAUAAAAGUCAGGAAUGCCUCAUUCCAGUGCAUGUGGAUGGGGAUGGACACUGCCUAGUGCAUGCUGUGUCUCGGGCCCUAGUAGGCCGGGAACUCUUCUGGCAUGCCCUGAGAGAGAAUCUCAAACAGCACUUUCAGCAGCACCUGGCCCAAUAUCAAGCUCUGUUCCAUGACUUUAUUGAUGCUGCCGAGUGGGAGGACAUUAUUAAUGAAUGUGAUCCCCUGUUUGUGCCACCCGAGGGUGUGCCCUUAGGCCUGAGGAACAUCCACAUAUUUGGCCUUGCUAAUGUGUUACAUCGACCUAUAAUCCUGUUAGAUUCCCUCAGCGGCAUGAGAAGCUCUGGUGAUUAUUCAGCCACCUUUCUGCCUGGGCUCAUACCCGCAGAAAAGUGUACUGGAAGGGAUGGUCAUUUGAACAAACCAAUCUGUAUUGCGUGGAGUAGCUCUGGUAGAAACCAUUAUAUUCCCCUAGUAGGCAUAAAAGGGGCUGCUUUGCCCAAAUUGCCUAUGAAUUUGCUCCCGAAAGCAUGGGGUGUGCCUCAAGAUCUUAUUAAGAAGUAUAUCAAACUUGAGGAGGAUGGUGGUUGUGUUAUUGGAGGAGACAGAAGUUUGCAAGAUAAAUACUUACUUAGACUUGUUGCUGCUAUGGAAGAAGUCUUUAUGGACAAACACGGUAUCCAUCCUAGUCUGGUAGCUGAUGUCCAUCAGUAUUUCUACAGAAGGACUGGUGUGAUAGGAGUUCAGCCUGAAGAAGUAACGGCAGCUGCUAAAAAAGCAGUAAUGGAUAAUCGCCUUCACAAAUGCUUGCUUUGUGGUGCCCUUUCUGAACUUCAUGUUCCUCCAGAGUGGUUGGCUCCAGGAGGGAAACUGUAUAACCUGGCAAAAAGUACUCAUGGACAACUGAGACCUGACAAAAAUUACAGCUUUCCUUUGAACAAUUUGGUUUGCUCAUAUGACCAAUUGAAAGAUAUUCUGGUACCAGACUAUGGAUUGAGCAAUUUAACAGCUUGUAAUUGGUGCCAUGGCUCAUCUGUGCGAAGGGUCAGAGGAGAUGGAUCUAUUGUGUAUUUGGAUGGAGACAGAACUAAUUCUAGAUCCACUGGUGGCAAAUGUGGUUGUGGAUUCAAACACUUUUGGGAUGGUAAAGAGUAUGACAAUCUACCAGAGGCUUUCCCUAUUACUUUGGAAUGGGGAGGAAGAGUGGUCAGAGAAACAGUAUAUUGGUUCCAAUAUGAAAGUGAUCAAUCUUUGAAUAGUAAUGUUUAUGAUGUUGCAAUGAAACUUGUUACCAAGCACUUUCCAGGUGAAUUUGGGAGUGAAAUCCUAGUUCAGAAAGUUGUCCACACUAUAUUGCAUCAAACUGCCAAAAAGAAUCCUGAUGAUUAUACGCCUGUAAACAUAGAUGGUGCUCAUGCCCAAAGAGUUGGAGAUGUGCAACCGCAAGAAGAGUCUCAGCUCCCUACUAAAAUUAUUCUUACUGGGCAGAAAACAAAAACUUUGCACAAGGAAGAGUUAAACAUGAGUAAAACUGAAAGAACUAUUCAACAUAAUAUUACAGAGCAAGCUUCUGCAAUGCAGAAACGGAAAACAGAAAAGUUAAAACAAGAACAAAAAGGGCAACCUAGGACUGUUUCUCCCAGUGCCAUUCGUGAUGGUCCAUCCUCUGCACCGGCUACCCCUACCAAGGCUCCCUAUUCACCUACAACUUCCAAGGAGAAGAAGAUCCGGAUAACAACUAAUGAUGGACGACAGUCCAUGGUCACACUUAAGUCUUCAACAACCUUUUUUGAACUUCAGGAAAGUAUAGCCAGAGAAUUCAACAUUCCUCCAUAUUUGCAGUGCAUUCGAUAUGGCUUUCCUCCUAAAGAGUUAAUGCCACCACAGGCAGGCAAGGAAAAGGAGCCUGUUCCUUUACAGCAUGGUGACAGAAUUACAAUAGAUAUUCUAAAAAGCAAAGCAGAAGGUGGUCAGUCUGCUGCAGCACACUCAGCCCACACUGUGAACCAAGAGGAGAUUGCUGUUACUGGUAAACUGUCAUCUAAAGAACUUCUAGAGCAAACUGACAAAGAGAUGUACUCCUUGUGUCUUUUGGCAACAUUAAUGGGAGAAGAUGUAUGGUCUUAUGCAAAAGGACUUCCUCACAUGUUUCAGCAGGGUGGCGUAUUCUACAAUAUUAUGAAGAAAACCAUGGGUAUGGCCGAUGGCAAGCAUUGUACUUUUCCACAUCUACCUGGCAAAACCUUUGUGUAUAAUGCUUCUGAAGACAGACUGGAGUUGUGUGUGGAUACUGCAGGACAUUUCCCCAUCGGUCCUGAUGUUGAAGAUUUAGUUAAAGAGGCUUUAAGUCAGGUUCGAGCAGAGGCUACUACAAGAAGCAGGGAAUCAAGUCCUUCACAUGGGCUGUUAAAACUAGGUAGUGGUGGAGUAGUGAAAAAGAAAUCUGAGCAACUUCAUAAUGUAACAGCCUUUCAGGGAAAGGGGCAUUCUCUAGGAACUGCAUCUAGUAACCCCCACCUUGAUCCAAGAGGUAGGGAACCUCCAGUUGUGAGAAAGCAUAAUACAGGGACAGACUUCAGUAAUAGUUCCACUAAAACAGAGCUUCCAGUAUUCCCCACUGCUCCAGGUAACAAUGAGCUUAUUCGAAUAGCUCCUGGAGUAGUAACAAUGAGAGACAGGCAGCUUGAUCCUGAUUUGGUUGAGGCCCAGAGAAAAAAAUUGCAGGAAAUGGUUUCUUCUAUUCAGGCUUCAAUGGACAAGCAUUUGCGGGAUCAGAAUACAGAGCAGUCAGCAUCUGAUCUUCCACAAAGAAAAGUAGAAAUUGUAAGUUCUUCUGUGAGGCCUGGAAAUCUUCAGACUGGCUUGCAUGAAUCUUUUUCUUUAACUGGUGGCACUGAAAAUUUGAAUACAGAAACAACUGAUAGCUGUGUGGGAGAUGCACUGGGAGCAGCAUUUGCCACAAGGUCAAAAGCACAAACGGGAAAUUCUGUGGAAGAGCCUGAAGAGAUGGAUAGUCAAGAUGCUGAGAUGACUGAGCCAAUGGAUCACUCUUGAUUUACUUAGAGGCUAAUAACGGCAGGAUGUUUAUUGUGAAUAUGUAAUAUUUGUUGGCUGGGCCACAUAACUUGAUUAGUCAUUAAAAAUCUUGUAUGUAUGUAACUCAAAGAUUAUAUCUUGUUAUUCAGUGCAUGAUAGCAAGUGUGUGAUUGGCAAUAGCUUUUAAUGUACUGCUGCCCAGGCUGGCUCCGAAUUCCUAUAAACUAGUUAUUAGAUCUGUUGAAAUACGUUUCUUCCAUAUAUGUGUUUCCUUGGAAGUUCUUUGUAAUUUUAAUUCCAUGAAAGUCUUAAUGUUUUAAACAUUGAAAAUUCUCUUGCUAAUACGUUUGAUUUCUAAAAAGACCAGAACUGGGAAGAAAAAUAGAGUUUGCUAAUGUUGAUGUCAGAUAGCCAUCCUUGGUAUUUAGUAGAGUGUCAAAAGAUGUAUGUAAAUUUGAAGUUUAUCUGAACUAAAUUGUAUCUUUAAAUUCAUAAAAAUGAUUUAUUAGAAGUAGUAUUCUGACAUUUCUGUGCACAUGAACAUUUGUAGAGAUAGCUAUUCUUGGCGAAAAAAUACUUUGAGAAUUUUGCCAAAUUGAGCAAAGUUGGAGAAAAAUAUCUAUUCUAGAAUGAUAAAGUCAAUAUGAUUCAAUUAGUUGCUGUCUGAGCCAACAUAGCCAAUUGUGUACUCUGGUGAUACUAUGUUACCAUUAUUUUAAUCCUAGCCUGGUCAAGUACCACCUAAUUUGGCCUGUUUUGUUUUGUUUUGUUGUUUGCAGGAAAGUUGAUUGCAAAUUGUGGUAGAAAAAUUAAAAACAAUUACAGCAGUAGUUAAUUUCUAAUUUUCAGAGUAUGUCAGAAUUCAUAGAGGAUUUAUAAAUAAGAUUAUCUUUAUAAAUGUAUUACAUUGUUCUGGAACUUUGAUCAAUGAUAUUUCAGCCUGUAUAUGCUAAGUGUCUUUAAGCCCCUUUGAACCAAAAAUGUUUCCUUUUUGUCUUAAGCAUCCAUACGAUUUUGUUUGUUGGUUUUACUUGGGUUUAGAUGCAAAUUUUACUGCAACAUACCCUGAGCAUUUGCUUAAGUAGUAUAUUCAUUAAAUCGUUAGUGCCAG
Dipodomys ordii (Ord's kangaroo rat) is the source of this 4999-nucleotide messenger RNA. RefSeq names its product valosin containing protein (p97)/p47 complex interacting protein 1 (gene Vcpip1). Gene Ontology annotation, biological process: protein K11-linked deubiquitination; Golgi reassembly; protein ubiquitination. Gene Ontology annotation, molecular function: cysteine-type deubiquitinase activity. The transcript is spliced from 3 exons. NCBI's taxonomy places the organism in Eukaryota, Metazoa, Chordata, Mammalia, Rodentia, Heteromyidae. The record is from RefSeq and is a predicted model, not a curated record. The coding region runs from base 253 to 3906 and encodes 1217 amino acids.